UGGCCUCUGCUCUGAGGCCUCCGAUCGAGGUUCCCCAGCGCUUGCAGCAGACUUGCCCUUGCUUGCAGCAUCGGCUAAGCCGAACAUGUCAUGUCACGUGGAUGCAGGGGUAACCACAUAUUCGUGAAUGUUCUCGACUCAAAGCCGUUCAGCUUCGACGCCCGCGCGGCACGCGCAGUCGUGAUCGCUUCAUCCAUCACUCGUGACAAACUCAUCAGUCUUCUGACAACACCCUCACUUCCUUUGACACGCAUACACAUACUUCGCUCAGCGCUUCUCGUUGGCCUCUACGUCCAGAAUCACGCCCUGGAGGUGAUCCGAAAUGAUGAGCCAGUAGGAUGCAGCGGCUCAGCGAAGGUCACCUCGUCAAAGGUCUUGUACCCGCUGCCCCAAGACGCUAUCCUGACGGCCACACAAAGUCUCUUGCGUUCUGACUCGCAUGGCCGAAGAGGCUCUUGCCUAUCACGGGCAAGCAUUGUAGAUAAACGUGAUGCACCUGACCAAGCCACAAAGGAAGGCGUGUGCAUCGUGCGCGAUUACGGUCAAGUAGCUCGAGUGCACGCACGCAUGAGGUCUGGUCACGUUCUUGCCACUCCAGCAAGGGUUGUCAUGAUUUCAAAAUUUAGCAGACCACGCGGUAUCACGCCGCUAAGCCUAGCAUUAUGGCAUAUGCGAGACCUCUUCGUCUGGUCAUGCACACGAACUUGCCAUGGUGAAGAGAGAAUUCAGACUCUUCAUGGACUCAGCUCGACUUGCUCGCUCGCUCAUGCGCGAUCUUGCUCGUGCUUGACCACGUCUUGUCUCGCCACCUGGCGAGGCGUAAGGGCAAAGCGGAUCGCUCGCUGGUGACUGCUGAUUGCAACUCAGACGCAUGCAGACCUGCAAAAACCACGCGGUGCGCCGACGCUAAACUUGCAUGAGCGACAUCGGGCUUGCUCGAUGAGAAAAUCGCAGAGCACAGAGCACAACAUCACUCGACGGGUCGGUGGCGGCGAGCGCUCAGUCCCCUCGACCUCGGUGCUUGAUGAGCAUCUGAUGGCUGGGAAGCAUUCGAGGAUUUGCUCAACAGCUAUUCACGUGGAGCAAAGCAAGCAAGCGGCCUAUCGGUCAAAUGGACUUGAGUAAGCCCAUCAACUCGAGCUUCAAGACUCUCAAGUUUGAUUCGCAGAAGCUUGCAGGAGUAGCGCCAACAAGCCAUGCGCUUUCUGCAGUCA
This is a messenger RNA of Ceraceosorus guamensis, 1214 nucleotides long. RefSeq lists its product as hypothetical. The record is from RefSeq and is a predicted model, not a curated record. NCBI's taxonomy places the organism in Eukaryota, Fungi, Basidiomycota, Exobasidiomycetes, Ceraceosorales, Ceraceosoraceae. Bases 91 to 849 code for a protein of 252 amino acids. The transcript has 3 exons.